Molecule: messenger RNA, 645 nt
Organism: Cornus florida
Lineage: Eukaryota; Viridiplantae; Streptophyta; Magnoliopsida; Cornales; Cornaceae
Exons: 1
Coding region: 1-645 (214 amino acids)
Source: RefSeq, a predicted model, not a curated record
AUGCUAAUCGCAAAGGGGGAAUUUGCAAGCUAUGUUCAAGGUCCGGCGCAAGAGCAGAACCGCCCGACUGAGCAGAUCAAGCGGAGCCAGAGGCCAAACCCACAUAACUCCCAGCCUGUUCGGAUUAUAAAUGCAAUUCAUGGCCGGCCUGAACAAAUGACGAAGUCAGAAGAAUUGUUCAGAAUACAGUUACGCCAGGCCCAGUUAAAAAGGAGGAUUGGCAGUGUACAUGCUUUGCACCAGCAGAACGCGUCCACACCGAUAAAGUUUGAUAGAACGGACCUGUUACGUGUUCAGAUUCCUCAUGAAGAUCCAUUAGUAGUCAGUCUGACAGUUGUAAAAUGCCUUGUGCGAAGAGUUCUGAUUGAUCCUGGCAGUAGUGCGAAUGUCAUGCCCAGGGUGACGUUCGACCGACUUGAGAUUGGUCCCGAAAAACUCAAACCCACAGGAAAUCCGUUGCUCGGAUUUGAUGGGAAGCGAGUGGAACCCAUUGGAAUGGUGGAAUUGACAGUACAAGCUGCUAAACGAGUUUUGACUGAAAGUUUUGUGGUCGUGGAAAUUCAUCCAUCCUACAACUUCUUGAUGGGCAGAGGAUGGAUUCACCGGGUUCAGGGCAUUCCAUUAACCUUGCAUCAAGUGAUGUGA